AUGACGGACGUAGUGGCAGGAGUGGCCGGGAAGGCGGCCAUGAGCAUGUUCGGGCCUCACCCCAGCAUCACCAUCGUCACCUUCUGGCAGGGAAUCGUGGAGAUCGCGCUCCGAGGGGUGUGCGUGGUCAUUGCGUUCAUUUGCAUCAUAGCAGCCGCCGUGGCACUGGACGACUUGGACGACGAUGACUUGAAACGUCUCGAUGAAGCCGGCGGUAACGACCAGGACUGGGAGUGGGAGGACACUGGCAAGCUGGCCAGGAGUGCCUGCGGGUUCCUCAUCUUUCUCGCCAUCAUGGUCAUGAUCCUGGAGGGUGCCAUCAUUGCUCAGAGGUUUCUCAACUUUGGGAUCGUGGAGAGGUUCAACCUCAUCUUCAUCAUCGCGGAUAUUGUCAUCAGUGCGGUGUUUGCAUUCCUGUUCUUCUGUAUCGCCAUAUCCACUGCUGUCUACGGAGGCCGGUUCGGUGACUGGGAACGCGAAUUCAACAGCCUCGGCUUUCCAGAUAACAUCCUUGGCGAUUCAGCCGAACUCAACGAAGACAUGGGUGGAGUGUCUUUCUUCUGCUUUGCUGGGCUCCUGGUUUUUGCUGGUCUCAUUGCGUUCAUGGUCAUCUCCUUCUUGCUCAAGUGGCGGAACACGCAGGUCAAGUACGCGGCCACUCCUGGAGCACUUGGGGGAGGCACCGAAUGAUCCCGUCGUCCUCUGUUAUUACACACAGUUAUGUAGGCUUAAUAGCUAUUUUAUAAAUGUCGAUAUAGACACCCCGGAUUGAUUGUAUGCUGUACUUGUAAGGUGCACACAGUUGAAGUAUUGUAGUGUUUUGAUUGUACAUACGAGUGUAGGAGUGUUUUUGGACCACCUUCUGUACUACAUGAUUUGGUUUUUCAAUCGAAAGUGGAAAGCUUGCAAUAUGCUGCACCUUGGUCAGUGCUUAUAAAUC
Geodia barretti is the source of this 940-nucleotide messenger RNA. NCBI's taxonomy places the organism in Eukaryota, Metazoa, Porifera, Demospongiae, Tetractinellida, Geodiidae. The record is from the annotation of a GenBank genome assembly.